CAAUCACGGUCAGUAAGGUCUUAUUCCAAAAAACAUCUAGCCCAAUCACGGUCAGUACCGCCUUGUUCCAAAAAACAUCUCGCCCAAUCACGAUCAGUAAGGUCUUAUUCUAAGAAAAUUUUUCUAUCCACUGUACUACUUUCGGUUUUAACAUUGCUUCAUUGCACAAUUAAUUGUUUUAUUAUCAUAUUAUUUCAUUUUUAUCAUAUUAAGAUUUAUUGUUGUCAAAUAACCCAUGCUUAAUUUUCAAGAAUGACCUAUUUCAUCCUAGGAGUAGCUUACAAUUUCUAAAAGUUUUAUCUAUUUUUUAUGAACUCCUUUUUGCAAAGAGAAAAGCUACUUUUAUCAACUUAUAUUUUGUCACAUUAUCAGUGGGGGCAAAAACAUGAUAAGAUCUACCAGUAGAAAUGAGAAAUUAUCUUUCAAAAUACUAGUUUAAAAAAUCUUAAUUAUAUUUUACAAGACAACUUGAAUGACAAAUGAUGAUUACUUUGAAUUACUCUAUAACUAUUGUUGAUUAAAAUCAAGAUUCAUGCAACUUCUAUACUUUUUGUGCUACAAAGUAGGCAAUAACGCGUUAUAUGUGUCCCUUUGUACACACCUUACUUGUUCUCUACCGUGCUGGUUUAUUUUAUUGAUUUCCUUUCCAUUAUUGUUUAUUUUAUUAAACUUCCUUUUAUAUUGACUUACAAGUUGUACUCUAGUAUGGACUUGUGCUGUUGUUGUUGUUUCAUUGUUGUUGUUGAUCACUAUUCCAUCCAAUUAUUACAAAAUGGAGUUCCAAGGGGAAGAAGCUGCAAGGGCUGCUACCAAAAGCUCCCAGAAUGAAAGCAUCAGCAAACGAUUUUAUCAUCGAAAGCAACAAACAUCCCGUGAAAGGAUGCAGUCCUUAAUUUUUGCAGGCCAUUGGCAAGUAUCGAAAAAGGAUGUUCGUACUAGAAACGCGUUCAUGUUCAAUAACCCCUUGAUGAGCGAUGUGCGUCUAAUUUCUGGAAAAGGUCCUGACCAAACUGAAAUUCCUGUCCAUAAAUACGUCCUUGCCAUUUCAUCGCCAGUUUUUUAUGCAAUGUUUUAUGGCUCUUUGUCAAACACGGAUUGCAAAGAAGUAAACAUCGAAGAUUCUGAUACAGAUUCACUUUUGGAAAUGCUGAGGUAUUUCUAUUGUGAUGAAACGCAACUUACAACAGAAAAUGUAUUCGGAACAUUGUAUCUUGCAAAAAAAUAUGUUGUGCCCUCACUAGAAGACCUUUGUGUAGUAUUCCUUGAACAGAAUCUAGAUGCAGAUAACGCACUUGAUAUUGUACCACAAGCAAUUCUUCUGAAUGAAGAACAAUUGCAAGAAAGAUGUCUAGAUAUCAUCGAUUGUAGAACAACUCAAGUUCUUGACUCCUGCAGUUUUACUGACAUUUCCAGAGAUCUACUGAAGUCUGUUCUUGGAAGGGAUACUCUCUGGGCAGAAGAAAUUGACAUUUUUAAAGCUGUCUUAAGAUGGGCAGAGAAAGAGUGCCAGAGGUGUGACCUUGAAUGCACUCCAGGUAACCUCAGAUCAGUUGUUGGAGACUGCCUCAAUUUGAUACGAUUUCCAACAAUGACUGAUCGAGAAUUUGCUGAUCAUGUUGCCAGGUCUGGUCUUCUAAGUGCAGAAGAGGCACUCAAUGUAUUUUUAUACUUCACUUCAACAAAUAAACCAGUUUUGAAAUUCCCAACCAUAUCUAGGAUAGGACCAGCAAUGCACCAUGUGCGGAGGUUUCCAGCAGCUGAAGAUGGAAUGCGCUUUGGGUAUUAUGGGACAGAGGAAGGCAUUAAGUUUCAGACUGACCGAGAUAUAAGUAUUGAUGGCCUAGGUCUGUAUGGAGCUGUUGAAGGAAACAGUGAAGGAAGGUAUGAAAUAAUCACGCAAAUAAUUAGAGACAAUCAAAUCCUAAAACACAUGAGAUACACAUCAACAUCAGCAUCAGAAGAAAAUAUUUACAAAAUAAUGUUUGAUGAGCCAGUACCUGUUAUGAGGUGUGUUUGGCAUAGUGUUGUUGUCAGAUUGCAGGGACCGAGAUCUUGGAAGGGCAUUGAAGGUUUUAAGAUUGUUUUAUGCCAUGGUGUCACCUUUCAGUUUGGUGAUUACACUGUGAACUCAAUAACAUCAGAAUCACAAGGACAAAUACCAGACAUAAUUUUUAGGCUUAUAUAACUUUAGCUUAAUAUGACAAAAGCAAAUGUCUUCCUUUAAGUGACAAACAUUUAAUUCUUAUGAUGUAUGUGCUACUUCUUAGCAGAAGCAAAUAUGUUACCUCA
Molecule: messenger RNA, 2289 nt
Organism: Rhopilema esculentum
Lineage: Eukaryota; Metazoa; Cnidaria; Scyphozoa; Rhizostomeae; Rhizostomatidae
Product: BTB/POZ domain-containing protein 6
Biological process (GO): neurogenesis
Cellular component (GO): cytosol
Molecular function (GO): protein binding
Source: RefSeq, a predicted model, not a curated record